GAAACAAUAACACUAAUAAAAGGGCCCGUGGUCUGCUGUAUUUACUAAGCCGAGCUGCGCUUGGUUCGUCAUUAUAAACCCAACAUUUAUUCUUGUAAAUCCCGUGAUUUAUGAUCCGGAUUCGUGUGGGUCCACAUCAGAGAGUGGGCAGGUUACUCCGUAUCACGUGACUCGACAGGAAAAGCAGCGAUGGAGAAAAGCUAAGGAAGGUGAGGCGUUUUAAGGUGUAUUUCUCUGUGUUUGUGGCCUAUACGACCAAAACAGGACGCCUUACUGUGUGUAUGAAAGUGACAACAGAUAGAGUGUCCUUUUAUAACGAAAUAUUAACAGGAAAGAGGGUUUUAUUUAGCGUGGACGUUGCAUAUGAUGCUGCUAAAUAUUAGCUAUCGUAAGCUAGCUUUGCGACGUUAGCUGUCAGGAAGUCCUGACUGUUAUCUGCAGACAAAGAUCACAUAAUUAUCCAGCUUCCAGUCAAAAUAAACUGGAGCUGUUGUUUUCUUGUGUCAAACUGACAUUAAAACAGCGUCUUGUGAGGUUUUGUGUCCAUGGUGCCAUUUGCUUCUGCACCAUCACCUGAUUCAACACUGUGGAUGUGAGGAGGAGGAGGAGGAGGGUGGGGAUGCUUCUCCAUUUCUGUCAAUGAUUUCUUCAUGUCAGCACCAUCUCUUUAUUAUACAGUUCAUUAUAGUAAGGCCAACAAGUUAAUCUGUCUGAAUUUGGACCUGGUUGCUGUGUUUCUUUGACAGGAAUCUGCCCAGGCAGAGGAUUCCUCUCUACCCAGAGUGCUUGUGGAAUGGCAGCAGUUUGGCAGCAGGUUUUGGCCGUGGACGCAAGGUGAGACUAAACCACGCAGCAGAUUUUAAUAUUCUGCAGUAAUGAAGAAGCUAUUCAGACGUGUAAUUGCCUAUGGAUCAGUUGUAAGUUAUUGUGUGUGCUGUCAUUUCUUUCCCCUCCCUCUUCCUCAGGUACAAUGCUUACCGCACGCCUACGUUCCCACAGUUCCGAACUCAGUACAUCCGCCGACGCAGCCAGCUGCUCAGAGAGAACGCCAAGUGUGGCUUUGAGCCGGGGCUGCGCAGGCAGUACCUGAGGCUGCGCAGUCAGCUGCUGGCCCUGCGCUACGGGCCCCUGUCUGAGCAGAGCAGUUUCAGGGCCAGCAGUGUGCGCAGUUCCCGCACCACACUGGACCGCAUGGAGGUCAGACCCAAAGAAACAGACAGGGAAGAAAAGAGAGGGGAUUUGUGUGCUGAAUUGGAUUGGGGAGGAUAAAAGCAUUGAAGAGCUGGAGUGACAACUUGAGAUAUAGCAUAUGAGAGCCAUCUGGAUGGCUAGACCUUAGUUUUUGAGCCAAACAACAUAUUGGUUGCCCAUGCAAAUUAAGCUGAGCAGCUUGGUUGAAGUGGCUGGCACUGCAAACGUACAAAGGCAAUACCAUCAACCAAAAAUCAACAUAAAAAUUAAAAUGAGCUUUCAUUUCUUGAUAACGUCAGUUUAAGGAUACUUUGUUGUUAAAGGCUUUGUCUCUGCUCGCACUUACUCCUACGAGGUUCUGUCUCCCUUCCCUCUCUUCUCCUCGUCAUCAGGACUUUGAGGAGGACCCCCGUGCCCAAGGGGCUCGUGGUCACCGCCGAUCUGUCAGCAGAGGUUCCUACCAACUACAGGCCCAGAUGAACAGAGCCGUCUAUGAUGAGAGGUACCCCAAACAUCGCCCACAGAUAUGAAAACAGGAUUUGGCUCAUUGUCUCAUCGCCUCCAGCAGUUGAUUUACUUCUCCUUUGAGCUGUUGCAUUUUGUUGGAUUUACUGGCUGAAAUGCUGGUUUAUUUGCACUGAGUAAUGAUCAGACUUCCUAUAUUGAGCUGUCAGCUGAACCCUGAGGUGUGUUGUAUUGAUUAUGUGCUUACAUGGUGGUUUUUAUUUCCUACCGCAGGCCUCCGGGCAGUCUGGUGCCCACCUCAGUGGCAGAGGCCAGUCGUGCUAUGGCAGGAGACACAACUCUGAGUGAAAACUAUGCUUUUGCUGGCAUGCACCACAUAUUCGACCAACAUGUCGACUCUGCAGGUUAGCCGGAAGCUUCUAAUCGAACUCUGAACUUAAAAUGUGUUAACCAGGAUUUUAAAUGAUCUUCUUCUGCUUUUUUUUAAAGUUCCUCGAUUGCAGUUCGCCAACGAUGACAAGCACCUCCUUGCUUGCUGCUCGCUUGACGGCACCCUGUCCAUCAUGACUCUGUCCCCGUCUCCUCCCAGCGUGAAGGUGACCCUGAAAGGUCACGGAGGUCCUGUCACAGACUUUGCUUGGUCUCUGAGCAACGACAUCAUCGUGUCGACCUCCCUGGAUGGGACUCUGCGUAUCUGGAACACGGAGGACGGACGGUGCAUCCGAGAGGUCAGAGACCCAGAGUCAAGCGAGUUGCUCUGCUGCACCUUCCAGCCGAUGAAUAACAACUUAACUGUGGUGAGUUUGAUGUUAGAAAAUCAAUUUAUAGUAUAUUCUCUAGUCUUCCUAACCCAAGUAUUACAGUGUUCCUAAAGGGUGUAUAAGAACUUCAUGUGUGACAUUUCUUUUUGAGCCCUUAACCGAAAAAUGUUACUCUGAGGAUGCAUCGUUUUAUUACCCUGUUAUUCCCACACUAAUUAAUAGAUCUCCAAGAAUGUUUGGGAUAUUUUUCCUCUCCAGUUAAGGUACUUUAUGACCUACUUACACAGAAAGUUUUGGUACCAAGUAACAGAAUCAUCCAUAAACAAGUGGCAGCAGCAGAGGUACAGCUGCAGUGAGUGUUUAAUGAACUGAUCAUGUUUUUUAACGCUGAGGAUGAAUAUAUACGACCUAUAUCAUGAUGCUGGUAAUAACAACACCCAUGAUUUCAUGCAUAUCCUAUAGCUAUGAAAAUGUCCGCUGUUGUUUCAGAAGCUGCAGUAAAAUCAAUUAUUUUUAACAUCGUAACAGGAUAUACAUUAAAGGGAUAUUCCAGCGUAAAAUUAAGUUAGGGUCAAACACACCAUAACACAGAGUUAGACCCCUUUCAAGAGAUGAAUGUUGCUGACCGCUUAUCUAGUUAUACCAACUAAGGUAACGACCGCACAAUAGCAAUAUAGAGAGCCAUGUGCUCAACCAAAACGCCACUCUAUAGCCACAAAUAAUGCUCAGAACAGCACCUAACUUCAUCAACAGUACAUAUAGGGUCCUAGCCACAGUACUAGCCAUCAAACAUCUUUUUAACUUUGCCUGAUUUCUUUAGCAAAGAGACUAAACACAACUCACCUACUCUCUUCCAGCAGCCGCUUGUCUGUAGCAAGACCUCGGGCGAGCCCAUCGACUGCAGUUGGGUGACGCAGCUCAAGGAAGAACAUUUAUGAUAAUUUCUUCAUUGAGAUGCAAUCAGACUGAGACGCUAAGGCAGAAGAGCUACACUACUACUUAAAGGAAAUGAGAAAGUAAUUAUCAUAAAUGUUCUUCCUUGAGCUGCGUCACCCCGCUGUAGUCGAUGGACUUGCCCGAGGUCUCGCUACAAACAAGCGGCUGCUGGAAGAGAGUGGGUGAGUUGUGUUUAGUCUCUUUGCUAAAGAAAUCAGGCAAAGUUAAAAAGAUGUUUGGUGGCUAGUACUGUGGCGAGGACCCUAUAUGUACUGUUGAUGAAGUUAGGUGCUGUUCUGAGCAUUAUUUGUGGCUAUAGAGUGGCGUUUUGGUUGAGCGUGCUGCUCUGUUCUGCUAUCCUGUGGUCGUUACUAAAGUUGGUAUAACUAGAGAAGCAAGCGGUCGGCAACAUUCACCUCUCAACGGGUGUCUAACCUGGUGUUACGGUGUGUUUGACCCUAAAUUAAUUUUACGCCGGAAUAUCCCUUUAAAUACUUGUCAUAUUUGAUUUGCUGUUAUCAAGAAAGGGAAAAACAUUAUCAUUUAGGGGGAUGUUUGCAUUGCCCAUUGUUGAGGUUUCUGCAGCCUGUAUCAGCAGACUUUAUUUGUUUUCUUUCACCAGACUAAUUCAGACAGGUCUCAGCAGAUACUGAUUAUUUCAAAAUACCACUAAUCGGUCUCUAAUUGUGAGUCUCAUUGGCCUGACUAUGAUGCCCUCAUUCGCCACACCACAUUGGUAUGUGACACAUCAUUUGGGAAUUUCAUAUGUCUGGAUUUCAACCCUAGUCGACACACACAAAUCAUUUGCACAUACUCUCUCGCACAGAGGGCUAAAACUCAAAACACACAGUUAUGUAAUUCGCUGCAGAUCUCGUCUAGUGGUUCGAGGACUAUCUGAAGACCUACCUUCAUACAGAUUGCGGCAGAAUAGUUUUGCCUGCUUCGCCACAGCCAGCUGUUUUACACAUUUACUGUUUUCUUUUUUUACCUCAAGGUGAAAUCCGUUCACCGACACACGGCGUCCGUCCUCAAAGAGAGGUUUAAUUUUGCCGUGCUCCGGUUCUGAUGUAACCUUGAACUAUCUUCAAAUCGCGGGCUGUGCCUUUAUUUUUUUACGCAGCUGCUGAUUUCCUCUUAAGUGCACACAAGGUUCUGCAAAAUUAAUUAAUCAUCCUGCAUUUUAAUUAACAAAUUAAUGAGAAACCUGUUUUAUUUUUUUGGCUGAAUUACAUAAAUAGAAAAACAAAUGCAGUCUAAACCUCCCUAUUGUAGCUUGUAAUUAUUCUGAAUACAUAUUUACUCUUUGCGGCCGCUGAUUAAAAUUUAAUUACAUCUAUUGUUCCCCAAAACAAAGAUUUCAAAUGUCUUUGCCUGUAAGAUAUGAAGAACUUAAUGUCUACCUAAAAUUUUAAUGGUGAAGUUAGAUUAUUCUGUUUUUCUUGAACGGCAAAUACUGAAAAUUCAUGAGCAUCAUGUUAAAUCAAAGCAUUUCAUAUUUCAGCAGCUGUACCAAACAGUGACCAUUUAUGUCUGAUUAAACAGAAUAUAAGGGAGGUGGAUGUUCGUCUCAUAGUUAGUGAGUAAAAUAAGCAAUAGUAUUAUGAGGAGUGGCCUUGUUUUCAUCAAGCCUGUGCAGGUUUCAUUCAUCUGUUUUAUAAAAAAAGCCCUGUGGCGAUCUUAUCUGCACAAACAGAUCAGAGUUCAUACUGGUGAUCAGAUAAACCUGUUUACGUGUGGCAGUAAAAGUCCUCACAACUGUGUUAAAAACUGUGUGUGUGUGAGUUAAUGUCCUGUUAAUAAUACUUAAUCCAAGAAUGUGUUUGCAACUUCAAGUACUGCGACCUGGUUUGUAUUUGCAGAAGUUAGGAAAGUUGAAAAAAGUGGCAAAAUUACUGAACAUUUCUGAUGGUUGAUUGGACCUUAACAGGUGAAGUAAUCCAUUUAUUGAGAGAGGAGAGGAAGGAGGGAUGACAUCAGGUUUAAUCUCUCCUAGUCUGACUUUAUUUGAUCAGUUCAAUUGAUCUCCUUCCCUAAAUAUGACCUUAAAUAUGUCUAAUUUUAUUCAUAUAAGGGGUGCUGGGUGUUUGGCCUAAAACGAGUCCUUAUUCAAAAACGGGUCCUUAUUCACUUACAGACACAAACUUGCAGAAAGAGAGAGAGAGAAGAUGUUUCCCAUAAAUCUGAUGUUAUUUCAUAAUUAACACAGCCAGAGUGACUCAUGCCAACGGUUUACUGUAAGCUUGAAUAAAGGGUUGUGCAAACUAAAUAAAAGCAGUAUGUGUGUGUAAAAAAAGGGAGUUUCUCUGCAGGAAAACUGCUUUGAAAAUCAUCCCAAAAGUGCCUCCAUUCUGCAUUUUUAAUGCUCACAACAUAUGCAAAGCCUAUACAGUCCUCAUCGUCUCCAUUUUCUGCCUUAUUUUGAUGAAGGCAAAAAUCAGCCAGACGUCUAUUUUCCCACACAGAAAAAAAAUGAAUGGUCUGAUCCAUUUUUACAGUGCAUGCUGAAAUAUAAUGAAGCCAUCCUAGGGCUUUCAUGCUGCCAACUUACUUCUUGAAUGAAGUGCCCAAAGGUGCAGUUGGCUGUAGAAACAAAACCAAGAUCCGGGUUUACCAUAACAAAGCAUGUCCGAGUAUAUUGAACCAAAUCCUGGCUGCUUGGUGGAAACACACUAAUGAUUAAAAGUGACAAAACAACAUUAAAAAAACAGAAAUUGUCGACAAAAAACCCACAAUCCUCAUUUAUUGACAUCUCAAACUAUACAUUUUUUCAGUCACUGUAUCAAAAAACAAACAAAGCAUCCAUUCUUAUCUCCGUUUCUCAGUGCCGCCCCGCAGAUACAGUGAGGGUCCUCACUGCCGGUUAUGUCUUUGCAGGUAGGAAACAGCAAGCACCACCUGCAGGUGGUGAACAUCUCCACUGGGAAGAAGGUGAAGGGGGGCUCCAGUAAGCUGACAGGCCGCGUGCUGUCUCUCUCCUUUGAUGCUCCUGGGAGGAUCCUUUGGGCUGGCGAUGACAGGGGAAGCAUCUUCUCCUUUCUCUUUGACAUGGCCACAGGUAAUGACUCCAAAUGUUUUAUCCCCGCAAAGGAGAGAGUGUGCGCUUACCGAGUCCCAAAUUCUAAUUAGCAUUUCUGUCAUGCACUGAAUAGUGUCUCUGGUUGGAAGGGAAAGCGAUUGAUGUGUCUCUGCCGGUCUCUGCUGUGUCUGCCUGCCCCCCCCUGCAGGGAAGCUGACCAAAGCCAAGCGUCUGGUGGUGAGUGAAGGCAGCUCCAUCUGCAGCAUAUCUGCUCGGUCCUGGAUUAGCCGAGAGGCCAGAGACCCCUCCCUGCUGGUUAACGCCUGUGUCAAUAAGCUGCUGCUGUACAGGUCAGUUUGUAAGGCCAAGUCAUCGUUAACUAAUAGGCAAAUUUGUCUCCUCCGCGCUGUGAUGUGACUUUAAUCCAUCUUCAGAGGAGGAGUUUGUCAGUGAGACGUAUUUACAGCGUUCUUGAAUCGUCUGUGUGUACAGGGUGGUGGACAAUGACGGUACACUACAGCUGAAGAGGAGCUUCCCUAUCCAGCAUGGUUCCCAGCUUGUUCAUAGCAUCUUCUGCCCCCUCAUGUCCUUUAGGCAGGGGGCCUGUGUGGGUAAGAAGUCUCUCUGUACCUGCUGUUUUCAACUGAAAAAUAAACCACCGGUUAUCAAUUUCAGAGAGCAGUGUACUUCUGUUUUUGCAGAAGAAUCCAAACAGCAAUCGCCAACCGUGCUGUAAAAAUUCAAUUGCAGUUAUUGAGGGUUUUUUUUUUUUUUUUUUUUUUUUGAUGCAGAGAUAAUUGACCCAGCUUUACCUCCCGAGUUUUACCUUACUUGACUUUCUUCACCUCACCACUUGUUCAUAUUAUGCAAAGCUUCCCAGUGUUUCAAUUAUCAGGUUUCUGUCUCCAAUUAACUGAAGUAUCUCACUUAAAAAUACCCUAGAGGAGCUGUUGAGAAUGAUGUAGUUCUAUUGUUACAAAAAGGUGCUGCUGAGAUGCUGUAACACAAUAGCUCGUAUUAUUUUGAGUGGUGCGCGGCCUGGAAAACUCAAGGACACCUGUGAAGUGUUAUUGCGUGAUUGUAUAUGUAUCCCAGGGGUGUUGACUGACACCCAAAGUUUUUCUUUCCUUGUUAGAAAUGUAAAGGCAGUCUUGUGAGUGUGGGUAAUUUCAACGCAGCAUCUCUGAAGGCUGUUUAGGGACAUUUGGGACUACUGAGAAACUCAUUUUAAGUCAAAAUGAGCUGUUUUAAUGAGCCAUCCAAAGUUAAUUUGUCUACUUUUUCUUGUAAUUUCUCUUCGCCAUUUAACCCCUCGAUGUUCUGACACAGUGACUGGCAGCGAGGACGCCUGCGUCUACUUCUUCGACGUGGAACGCAACACCAAGGCGAUCGUGAAUAAGCUGCAGGGUCACGGGGGGCCCGUGCUGGACGUCAGCUUCAACUGUGACGAGAGUUUACUGGCGUCCGCCGACUCCACCGGCAUGGUCAUCAUCUGGAGGCGGGAGCAAAAGUGACUGAUCCACCAAUGAAAAUGCUUCCAUCCGCAUCAACUCCGUCCAAUAACGAUGUGUAGUUUUCCACUGGAAUGUAACAGGAUGCGUUAAAAAGUUUAAUUUAAUGAUACUCAAGUGCAAUCAGAUAGAAAUCCGUGCUGUGUAGGUGGUAGGGAUGUUUUAGAGAAGUUCAAGGGGUUGGGGUGCUGGUUUUUGUGCGUGCGUGCGUGCGUGUGUCUGUGAGUGUGUGUGUGUGCGUGUCAGUACUCCUACGACUGCAGCUGAGAAAUUGCUUUUCAACCAAGGAAGAAAGAGCACUACUCCCAUGCAUGUGUCAUGGCUUACCUCUGACUUGUAAGGAUACGACUGAAUUGAAGCGGAGAGAAGAGAACGUAAUCUUCCAGAUAUACCUGAUCCAACACUCUUUGCAUCACACUGACAUUCCCUCUGGCAUAGAUCUAGUUCACUAUUUAUGUAACUGUUAUCCAAGCAGUGUAAUCAAUGUGGUAACUGCCUUUAUUUGCUGUCAGAUCUGCAAUUGCCUGUUUGCAUUUAAGACCAUGUGCAUGACAUCGGCAUUUUAAUUUCAUCAUCACUUAACAAGCAAGUUUCCCCCUCUGUUUGUUUUUGUGUGUGUAUUUCAUGAUGGUUGCAGAUUAAUAUAAUUUAUUUAACACAUCCAGAAUAAACUACUGUAACUGUCAGCCGUCUGUUUCUCUCUUUUUUCUGUUAUUGAUAAUUUAAUUGAAUAUGGGAGAAGAAAUAGUGGCAACAGAGGAGCAUAGUGGAGUAGCCUACAGUGGUCUGACCCACUGUGUAGGAUGUGUUAGUCAUGCGUGGGUCCUUGAGAUCUACACUGAAUCCCCCAUAUGUCAAUGACCGAAGCAUUUGUGAAGAAAACCCUUAACCACGCCAUUUUUGUAUUAGCAUGAUAUUUUGUGAUGUAACUCACUGUCCCCAGAGGGUAACCCCCAAUUUC
Molecule: messenger RNA, 8841 nt
Organism: Xyrichtys novacula (pearly razorfish)
Lineage: Eukaryota; Metazoa; Chordata; Actinopteri; Labriformes; Labridae
Source: the annotation of a GenBank genome assembly